Acipenser ruthenus (sterlet) is the source of this 1296-nucleotide messenger RNA. Its product is annotated as small ribosomal subunit protein uS12m-like. Lineage: Eukaryota; Metazoa; Chordata; Actinopteri; Acipenseriformes; Acipenseridae. Gene Ontology annotation, biological process: translation. Bases 278 to 754 code for a protein of 158 amino acids. The record is from RefSeq and is a predicted model, not a curated record. The transcript has 3 exons. Gene Ontology annotation, molecular function: structural constituent of ribosome. Gene Ontology annotation, cellular component: ribosome; small ribosomal subunit.
UUUAGAGAUUGUAAACUGACACUGUAUAAUGAAAUACGCCUUUCUUGAAUGUAAAUCCUCAUCGACACAUGGAGUGUUGAACCUUGUGGGGCACCGUAGGACAAACGCCACACGUGAUCCAUGGACUUCCGCCUACAGGAAGGCAAGAGUUUAGCUGACGUUUAUUACCUUGAAAUAAACACAUGGCUGUUUAAGUCUGAAAUACCUGCUCGAGAAAAGAGGAAGCCGUGAAAGACACAGAAAGGCGAGUUACCCCAGGUUUCCUAAGGGAGGGCUCAUGGCUUGCUUGGGCGGGUUGAGGUCUGUGAUGUCACUGUCCCACUGGGGAGGCUGCGUGCGGCCGCUGGUGUCUCCACUGCUCAGAGCUGCUGUGGGGUCACUGGCAGGUCAGGGUUCAGCUCGGUGGGGUCAGCUCUGUGGCAUGGCCACCCUGAAUCAGAUGCACCGACAGGGCAAGCCACGGCCGGUGCCCCCCGGAGCGAGCCCCACGUCUGGGCGGCCGCAGCUCAAGGGUGUGGUCCUGAAGACCAUGAUCCGCAAGCCCAAGAAACCCAACUCCGCCAACCGCAAGUGCGCCCGCGUGCGGCUCAGCAACGGCAGGGAGGCGGUGUGCUUCAUCCCCGGGGAGGGGCACAACCUGCAGGAGCACAACAUGGUGCUGGUGGAGGGGGGCCGCACUCAGGACCUGCCCGGGGUCAAGCUCAAGAUCGUCCGCGGGAAGUACGACUGCGCGCACGUGCAGAGCAAGAAGUAGCAGCUGCACUGCUGCCAGGCUGACAAGCAAACAAGCCCAGUGUUGCUGCCUCUGUAUUUCCCUGUGUGACGGUGAGUUAGUGAGGGGUCCUGACACAGGGACAUGUUUACUGUACACAUGGUCAGACUGGGAAUUCACUGAGUUUGUGGAAUAAAGAGGGGAGCUGUGUGUAUAGAAAAGUACAUAUGUGACACGAGCCCCUUUUAUUUUCAUAGGUAUUUGACCCGUUACUGUCCAGGAUGCAUAAAGGGUGUGAUCAGCCUUCACUGAGUAUUUCUAAACAGGGACAGAUCGAUCCACCGGUCAGUCGAGUCCAGUAACUGAUUGUCCUGUUUAACAGAAUAUUUCCAUUUGCAGCUCUGCAUCUGUGCUGCUUGUUUUCUUUAUCAGUGCGCAGAUUACUUUUCACACAGUUUCACUUUCUUCUUGAUUGAUACGCUGCUAUGGAUUUCUUCUUUUAAUUUAAAUUCAAGCAGAGUUAUGGAUUCUUGUUGUUAGUUUAACAUACUGAGGCAUGUAAUAAAAUAAAUCAUUGAAUUUCA